AUGUUCCCUGCUCACGAGACUCGCGAUAGAAAGGAGUCGAUAGAGCUUGAGCAUGUUGAUAGGGAGCGCUCAGUACAUGACGAACGGCCAAUUGGGUCUUCGUCGGCUUUCCAGUCCCGGAAUCCAAACCUAGGCAACAAAUCUUUUGAAGAGAAUACGCAAGAAAACUCCCACGAGCUCUCUCUUGAGAACUCCAAUGAGAGCAUCUACUAUCCAGAUGGAGGGUUCAAGGCAUACUCCACGGUCUUUGCCUCACUGAUGGGGCUGGUCUGCUCGUUUGGACUGAUGAAUUCGACAGGUGCGAUCGAGUCGUAUCUAGAAAAAAAUACACUCAAGACAACUCCAACCACCACUAUUUCGUGGAUCUUCGCCAUCUACACGUUUUUGACGUUUGGCUGCAAUCUCUUCUCUGGCGCGCUAUUUGACACCUUUGGAGCGAAAAAGGUGGCCAUUCCCGGUGCCCUACUAGUCUGCGCCGGGCUCUUGGCAACGGCCAACUGCACUCAGGUUUGGCAAUUUAUCUUGUCGUUUGGUGUUUGCUGCGGAGUGGGCUGCGCGUUGCUUAUGGCGCCAAUGGUCAGUUGCAUAGCUCACUUCUUCCGCAAGAAACGAGGGCUGGCUCUUGGCAUUGCCAUGCCCGGAGCAAGCAUUGGAGGGGUCGUAUGGCCCCUGGUCUGUAACUCUCUCUAUCCAAAAAUCGGUUUUACAUGGACUAUGAGGGUGCUUUCUUUUAUUUUCAUUGGACUGUUGACGGUGAGUUGCUUGUUGAUCGAUGACCGUCUUGACGAAAUUGAUGGGGACUCGAAAAACCAUAGUGCGUCGCAAGUUUGGGAAAAAGUGAAACAGAGCAUUGAUUUCAAGACUCUUAGGGACCCUGUUUAUUUGCUCCUUGUUGGGGGCCUUUUCAUGAACGAGUUCUCACUUAUUUUGUGCUUCACAUAUAUCCCGUCGUAUGCCCUUAACAACGGCUACUCCGAGUCGUUAUCGCUGAUUGCGCUGACGGUAGUCAAUGCCGCUGGUGUCUUUGGAAGAUACAUCCCUUCACAUCUCUCUGACAGCUACGGAAAGUUCAACUUGAUGGUUGCAGUGUCAGCCAUCCAAGCGCUUUCAAUAUUGGUUUUUUGGCUACCGUUUGGCCAUAUCAAACCCUUAUUCUUCAUUUUCUGUAUAAUCUAUGGCUUUGCUACGGCAGGUACACUCGCAUUGACUCCACUGUGCACGUCUCAGAUCUCAAACCCUAGAGAUUUUGGAAAAAGAUACGGCACAGCAUACUUUUUUGUCAGUUUCGGCAACCUGAUCUGCAUUCCUAUCGGUAUCGCAAUCACUAAUACUGCUGCUGGGUAUGACGGCAUGGUUGGGUUUGCAGGAGCAGGAUCGUGCUCCGCUACUUUACUUUUUGUGCUUGCCCGUUACAAGUUGGCAAAGUUCAGUAUGAAGGCUGUUUGA
Ogataea angusta is the source of this 1446-nucleotide messenger RNA. RefSeq lists its product as uncharacterized. NCBI's taxonomy places the organism in Eukaryota, Fungi, Ascomycota, Pichiomycetes, Pichiales, Pichiaceae. Gene Ontology annotation, cellular component: fungal-type vacuole membrane. Gene Ontology annotation, biological process: transmembrane transport. Bases 1 to 1446 code for a protein of 481 amino acids. The transcript has a single exon. The record is from RefSeq and is a predicted model, not a curated record. Gene Ontology annotation, molecular function: transmembrane transporter activity.